UUUGCAUAGACACACUAUACAUCCUACCAAUAAUAUACUAUUCCAAUGUUUCCACCUCGAUUUCUCCAAAAUACAAAACCCAACUUCAAUUCAAACUUCAAAUUUCAUUUCACUUCACUUCACUUCUCUGCUCUAAACUUUCUUCUCUGCAACUCCUCGUUGCAUUUCCUUCUGUAUGAUCUCAAUUUCCUCCAUUAAACAAUGCACCCAAACUCUCUUCUUAUUCUCAUAAUUUUCUUUACAAUUUCUCCGCUUUCUUUAUCUCUUACAAGAGAUGGCUUAGCUCUAUUAGCUCUCAAAGGAGCAAUCACCACAGACCCGACUCAAAUUCUUGAUUCUUGGUCCGAUUCCGACCAAACCCCAUGUCACUGGCAUGGAAUCACUUGCAUUGACCACCGUGUUACUUCUUUGUUUCUUCCUAAUAAAAGUUUCACUGGCUACCUCCCUUCCGAACUCGGUCUUCUUGACUCGCUAACUCGCCUCACUCUCUCUCAUAACAACUUCUCUAAACUUAUUCCCUCUCGUCUCUUCAAUGCCACCUCUCUUCGCUUUCUUGAUUUGUCUCAUAACUUUUUAUCCGGUCCGAUACCGGACCAAAUCCAAUCUCUACAGCUACUGACCCAUUUGGAUUUAUCUUCGAACUCGCUAAAUGGGUCUUUACCCCAGACUCUAGUACAUCUCAAAAGCCUCUCCGGUACGUUAAACUUGUCCUACAAUGGAUUUUCCGGCGAGAUUCCGGAGUCUUAUGGGGAGUUUCCGGUGUUUGUGAGCUUAGAUUUGAGGUUUAAUAAUCUCAGUGGCAGAGUUCCUUUAGUUGGUUCUUUAGUAAAUCAAGGGCCUACUGCAUUUUCCGGUAACCCAGGUUUAUGUGGGUUUCCGGUGCAAAAUCCAUGCCCGGAAGCUAUUAAUAUUACAAGCAGUGAAAACCCAGAAAAUCCGAUCAAUGUAAACCCUAGUUUAGUACCGCAAAUUGUAGAUAAAGAGAAGGAUAAAAAUGGGUCGAUGGCGGUUCCGCUCAUUUCCGGCGUUUCGGUGGUGAUCGGCGCUGUUUCUCUGUCAGUAUGGCUGUUCCGGAAGAAAUUAGGCGGUUCAGGGGAGAAGGGCAAAAUGGGAAAAGACGAAAACAUAGGAGGAAAUAAUUAUAAUGUCAGUACUAGUGAUAUAAACGAGGAGGGGCAAAGGGGUAAAUUCGCGGUGAUGGAUGAAGGGUUUAAUUUGGAAUUAGAAGAUUUGUUGAGGGCAUCUGCUUACGUGGUGGGAAAAAGUAGGAGUGGAAUAGUGUAUAGAGUUGUAGUGGGAGGGAGAGGCUCUGGUACUGUUGCGCCCACUGCUGUUGCUGUGAGGAGACUGAAUGAAGGGGAUGCCACGUGGAAAUUUAAAGAGUUUGAAGGUGAAGUGGAGACUAUUGGGAGGGUCCACCAUCCUAAUAUCGUGCGGUUGAGAGCAUAUUAUUAUGCUAGUGAUGAAAAGUUAUUGGUCUCUGAUUACAUUCGCAAUGGGAGCUUGUAUACUGCGCUCCAUGGAGGACCUUCCAAUACUUUACCGGCAUUAUCAUGGGCAGCCAGACUCCGGGUUGCUCAAGGAACUGCGAGGGGUUUAAUGUACAUACAUGAAUGCAGCCCUCGGAAACAUGUUCAUGGCAACUUAAAAUCAACAAAAAUCCUUCUCGAUGAUGAACUCCAACCUUACAUCUCAAGUUUUGGACUGACCCGCCUGGUUUCAAAUUCGUCCAAAUUCACAACUUCUGCAUCCAAAAAACAGCAUUUGAACCAAACCAUUAUAACCUCGACAAUGGGCUCAAAAAUAUCAGCUCCCUCUAACUUGUACUUGGCUCCGGAGGCUCGAGUAUUCUGCAAUAAGUUCACUCAAAAAUGUGAUGUAUAUUCCUUUGGAAUCAUACUGAUGGAACUCUUAACUGGUCAGCUACCCGAUGAAGGACCAGAAAAUGAUGGAAAGGGACUCGAAAGUCUAGUAAGGAAGGUAUUUCGAGAAGAACGCCCUUUGUCUGAGAUUAUAGACCCAACAUUAUUAAGGGAGGUUCACGCAAAGAAGCAGGUUGUUACUGUAUUUCAUGUUGCCCUCAAUUGCACCGAGUUAGACCCGGAGUUGCGUCCUAGGAUGAGAACAGUGUCGGAGAGUCUUGAUCGCAUCAAACUGGACUGAGCUGAGAACGGUUGGUUUGUGUAAAGUUUUGUUUGCAGCUUGCAGACUUAUGUGAUGCUGAAGUUGUUUUUGCUUAGGAUCAUUAUGUUCUAAUUUUAAGUUUAGUCCUUGAGGGGACCGGAUGUAUGUGUUGUUAGGCAGGUUUAUUUGACGUAUUGUCUGUUAAUGUGUUCAUAUCGUAGCUACCAUCUCAAGUUCUCUA
Molecule: messenger RNA, 2365 nt
Organism: Mercurialis annua (annual mercury)
Lineage: Eukaryota; Viridiplantae; Streptophyta; Magnoliopsida; Malpighiales; Euphorbiaceae
Product: receptor protein kinase-like protein ZAR1
Exons: 2
Coding region: 202-2163 (653 amino acids)
Biological process (GO): protein phosphorylation
Molecular function (GO): protein kinase activity; protein binding; ATP binding
Source: RefSeq, a predicted model, not a curated record